AUGGGUCCAACGGUCUACCUUUGUACCCGUCGGGAGAACCACGGCAGCAGUCAACAUAACCAGCCCUCGCAGGAACCUGACCUCGAGUCUACGACGUGUCGCCCAUGCAUCCUCUACUCCAUCGCAGCACCCAAGAAGAUCCCCAAGGAAACCCGCGUUCUCGGCAGGGUCCGCGUGGACGAGUACGAAUGGAUGGCCAACAAGGACGAUCCAGAUCUCCGGGAUUACAUUCACGCAGAAAACACAUACGCACACGAGUACUUUGCUUCAGAGACAGCGGCGAUUCACCUUUUGAACCGAGAAAUGAGGCAGGUUCUCAGGACAAAGAGGGUUACGGCGCCUUUGACAACAACUGUUCGCGGAUACGAGUAUUAUACCAAGACGAGUCGGUAUGGCAUGGUCUACUGCAGGAGGAGGAAAUCAGCCUCAGCCAUGGUCAAAGAGGAAAUAUUACUGGAUUCGGCAUACCUACCGGAGAACUGCAACAUCAAGAAGGUGUUACUAUCAACAGGACAUCACAUUUUCUCGUUCCUAACACUAGAGGAAGGCGAGGAAUUGGGGUCGCUCCAUUUCAGGGAUCUCAACCGGGCAGUGCCAUUCGACGAAGUCCUGGAGGACGUGUUCAACUUUGUGUGGGGCAACGACAACAAGACGGUCUAUUAUACCAAAUCGACAGAUGUCCUGCGGCCCUAUCAGGUCUGGGCACAUCAGGUCGGGACCCCCCAGGAGGACGAUAUCCUGGUCUUUCAAGAAGACAAUGAUAGUAUCUUUGUCGAUGUUGGGUCGACCAAGGAUCAAAAGUUUGUCACCAUCAACGGGAACUCGCUAUCGUCCUCGGAGGUUCGCAUCUUGGACUCCAGUCAUGAUUUCUCGAAGGGCGCUUUGCCCGAGAUGACUGUCAUCGCUCCACGGGAGGAUGGCGUCGAGUACUAUGUCGACCACCACGACGACCAUUAUUAUAUUCUGACGAAUGCCAACCCGAAAAGGAACUUCCGCGUCAUGCGCGCCAACCGCAACAACCCCAACCGUGAUUCCUGGGUCGAGCUCAUGGAGGCCAAGGACGGCGAAAAGAUUGAGGACGUCGACAUCUUCAAGAACUUUAUGGUCAUUUACGCCAAGCGGGAUGCGCUACCUGUGGUAUCUUGCUAUCACUUCGAAACUGGAGCUGUUCAUGAAGUUCCCUUGCCUGAGCAGUUCUGCACCAUUGGUGCUGGCGUCAACCUUGAAUACGAGACGGAUUCGUUCCAGUUCACGCUCAACUCGCCCUAUGCGCACGAGGCAACGUACGAGUAUGACAUGGCGUCCCGCGUGAUGACCGCCCUGCGUGUCCACCCUAUCCACCGGUUGGAUCGGUCAAAAUACACAUGCACGAGGAUCAAUGUGGACGCCGAAGACGGGAAGGCCAAGAUCCCAGUGACGCUCCUACAUAGGAAAAACAUGCAGCUCAAUGGACGCAACCCGACCCUCAUGCGCUCCUACGGAGCCUACGGCGUCCCUACCGAUAUCGAUUUCCGUGUGGAACAUUUCCCACUAUUGGAACGUGGGUGGAUCAUUGCAUUGGCGCAUGUCCGUGGCGGAUCUGAGCUGGGGACUCUCUGGUACCAUCAAGGCAAACUUCUGCAGAAGCGCAAUACGUUUACGGAUUUCAUUAAUGUUGCGGAGCACUUGGUCGAGGCUGGGUAUACCAAUCCCCGGAGACUGACGGCCAGUGGUGUCUCUGCCGGCGGUUUACUCAUGGGUGCGGUGUGUAAUAUGCGCCCGGACUUGUUCAGGGCCAUGAUCAUGUCGGUGCCGUUCCUGGACCCAAUGACGACAAUGCUGGACCCCGAGAUUCCACUCACAAAAGUUGAAUACCUGGAGUGGGGCAACCCCGCUGAGUCUGAACAGAUGUACGACUACAUGGCUAGCUAUGCCCCCUACGAUACCAUCCCUGACUACUUUUUCAACAGCAACAACAACAAGGACAAGGCCCUGAGUGAUGGCGUUGAUAACAAGGAUAUGGAUGCCACGCAGUUGACGACGACAGGGUUCCCAAAGCCGCCAUUGAGCGCGCGUCGGCCGGCGCUGAUGAUCAGUUGUGGCGAGCGUGACCAAAGAGUCGAUUAUUCUCAGUCCACGAAAUUUGUGGCGCGGAUACGGUCAAGGUUGGCGCCUUGGUAUGGAGCUGAGGGGAAGGAGGCCUGCGUGUUGAUGAUUGAUGAGAACCGGGGACAUUUUGGAAAUGGGACACAGGAGGAUCGGGUCAAGAACUGGGCGAGGGAGGUUGUGUUCUUGUUGGGGAGUGUUCAGAUGGAAGGUAGUGGACCCACCAUGGGAGGUGUUAAUCAGGAGCAGUUUGGAGAGGAAGGAGGAGUAAGAGAAGAUGAACCUAAAUUGCGACCAUAG
Molecule: messenger RNA, 2385 nt
Organism: Linnemannia hyalina
Lineage: Eukaryota; Fungi; Mortierellomycota; Mortierellomycetes; Mortierellales; Mortierellaceae
Source: the annotation of a GenBank genome assembly